AUUUUCCUGUUUGAGCAUAAACAACAUCUGCAAAGUUACAACGUUCAAAGUUUUAAGCAAAGGGAGAUAUUUGCUUUUAAAGAAAUCCAUUUCUAAGGACUACAGCAAACGGCCGGUAGGGACUACACGACAUUCCUCCAGGGUUGCUGACGUCACUAAGCCCAAUAUUUACAUAAACCCCUCCUCCGAGAAUAAUAGAUUAGGUGGGGGGCGAGGCCAUUUUAUAUUGCUGUGGAGAUUGAGAAGAGUUGUUGUAUGCUGGAGUAUUUUUGCCGCGAUGCCGACGAAACGCUGUUAUUUUCAUCCGGAUUGCAGGUCCACUUUGUUCAGCCUUCCUAGGGACGGGGAAGUUAGGGAUCAAUGGUUAAAAUUUAUUUUUAACUCGGUCCCUCAAAAUUAUUACCCAAAUCUCGCUCUCUGUGCUGCACAUUUUACGGAGGAAAGCUUCCACAAUCUUCGCGAGUUCAAUGCAGGAUUCGCCCAACGGCUUGUCCUGAAAGAUGGAGCAGUUCCAACUUUAAAAACAGAAGCUGUUUACGGGCCACAAGCUACAACAGCUCAGCAGGGUGCGAGUUCCCAAGAGCUCCCCACUACAUCUACACUUCAUGAAGUUGGAUGUCAGUCAGACCCUAUAGAGACUGAAACUGUAGCCACAGAGAUAAAGCCGAAGAUGCGAUCAGUGGGCACACAACUUUCAAUGGGUACAUUGAGCAGUUUCCACUUAAGGAGCAAAGGCAUUCAGGCAACAUAUUAUGGUCAUGAUGUGGGCACCCAAACAACUGACAUGUUUCCUGAUGUGCAGCUGUCUUCAACACCAGUAAGGGGCUCAGUCUUCAGGCCCAGUAAGAGACCUCGUCUGGUGUUAGAUGAGGAAGAAGAAUCAGAAUUAAAUGUCGAACCCACUGAUUCCACAUAUAACCCAGAUUCUGUUGUCACUGAAGAAUCAGAAUUGGCGAUAGAUCCACAGCCCGACCACAGCGAUAACAAAUACAUUGUUUUUGAAAGCUGUCUUCGAGAGCUGUUUGUGUCCUGUCCAAUUUGUAAGACAAAGUGUGUUGUCCAGAGCAGACGAAGGGGGACUUUUGUUGCAUUCACCCAGCUUUGUGAAAAGUGUAACUACUACAGACAGUGGCAGAGCCAGCCCAUUGUUGGGAGUACCCCACUUGGAAACCUGCUAUUGUCUGCUGCAACUUAUUUUACCGGUGGAUCUUUUAAACAACUAGAGAAGAUUUUCAAAGCCAUGAAGCUCCAGAUGAUGCAUUUCGUAACUUUUAGGAUUCAUGCCAGGAAUUUCAUUGAGCCUACCAUAAUACACCAGGGGAACCAAGAUCAACUGAAUCUUAUAAGACCGCUGCAAGAGGGAGGAAAUGUUGCUGUGGCUGGAGAUAUGCGUGCUGACACGCCAGUAAUGUUCUAUAUCUGA
This is a messenger RNA of Carassius gibelio (silver crucian carp), 1423 nucleotides long. RefSeq lists its product as uncharacterized. The record is from RefSeq and is a predicted model, not a curated record. The transcript has 6 exons. Bases 278 to 1423 code for a protein of 381 amino acids. Lineage: Eukaryota; Metazoa; Chordata; Actinopteri; Cypriniformes; Cyprinidae.